Messenger RNA from Suillus bovinus, 1395 nucleotides. RefSeq lists its product as uncharacterized. The record is from RefSeq and is a predicted model, not a curated record. The coding region runs from base 1 to 1395 and encodes 464 amino acids. The transcript is spliced from 5 exons. Lineage: Eukaryota; Fungi; Basidiomycota; Agaricomycetes; Boletales; Suillaceae.
AUGUCUGUCCCUGCUAGCCAAAUGAUUCCCAAGUUGCACUAUGAUAAUGCAGGUAAUACAUAUGUGUGUGAUCACCUAGGCCUUUGGAAGCUGCAUCCAGGCAUUGCACAGGUUUUGACUCAAGUACAGCAGUCCAAAGACAGUCACAUGUCCCAGGUAUAUGGUCGACAUGCAGCAGUGCCCUGUAUGUAUGGACUCACCACUCCUGCCAACUUCUUGCAGUCUCACUUAUCGUCACCACCCUCACCAUCUGAGUCCUGCCUCCUGCCACCCAGCACAUACCAAGACCCUGCUCAUAUCCUGCUCCCAGACUUACCAGAUAGGGACCUUCUGGAGCCUGUGGUGAUCACCAAGUCUCAUGGAUAUGCACCUGCUACCAAAGUUGGCGGGGCACAUCACAAGGCUACUAGAAGUAUCAAAAGCAGGUGGAAAGAUAAAGAGAACACUGGCCUACACAGUGCUAACCACCCUCAAAAGCAUGCACAUGCUAUUGAGGCCAAUAAAGAUUAUCGAAGGACCAAAUGCGGUUGGCCCAAUGGCUCCAACAACUAUAGCACGGCUGACAUCAAAGCGCUUCUUGACUUUGUUGAGGAUGCCAUAAUGGCUGUCCUCUCCGUAAAGACCAUGAAGCCCAUGGGCAAUAGAGUUUGUCCUCCUGACAUAACUUGUGCCCAUGAGCUUGAUGCUCUUAUCAAUGAACAUGCUGGUACCCAUGACCUAAAUGACUUGGACCACAAUACCUACGACAACGAGUUAAAUUGCAAUGAACAACCCAUCAAGACUGAUACACAUAUGCUGUGUCGUCGAGAUGCAGCAGCUUCAGAGUUGCUUUCUCAUAUUAGUGGGGCCUUUGACCCUGCUGUUCAGCAAGCUCGGGAUGACGAUCACGCUACCAGGUCUCUUGCAAACAUGCAGUUGCCUGCCCAGGGGCAGCAACUGAGUGAUGCCAAUGGAACGAGACUGUAUGAAGCCAAGCCUGAGCAUGACCUUACCCAGCUUUGUCUGGAGAUGACACAAAUGCAACAGCCUCCUCCCAACAAAGCCGCUCACAAAACUCAUCACCAGUGCAAACCCAAACAAGCGGAUUAUACCUACUACCCUAAUGGCAGCCAAUGUGACACCCCAGCAUCUGAUGCUUCAGACCACCGUCCAUCUUCUUCUCAAUACACCCAUCCUACUCCUCCUCCUUUCAAUUCCACCCCUUCUCCUUGCUUUGUCCACCAUCGCUGGGCAUCCAGACCCCAUUUGCAUGGUGGACUGCAAUGCAACUCCAGAAUUAUUUGUUCUAGUAGGAAAGAGACCGAGGUAUGCACAGACCUCAAAAGUGUGGCUAUGGAUGAUGUGGAUGACCUGCCAGCCAGCUCGUUGUCAGACACCAGAGGUGUAAUCGCUUAA